Nerophis lumbriciformis (worm pipefish) is the source of this 1945-nucleotide messenger RNA. RefSeq names its product CDC42 effector protein (Rho GTPase binding) 4b (gene cdc42ep4b). The record is from RefSeq and is a predicted model, not a curated record. NCBI's taxonomy places the organism in Eukaryota, Metazoa, Chordata, Actinopteri, Syngnathiformes, Syngnathidae. Gene Ontology annotation, molecular function: small GTPase binding. Gene Ontology annotation, biological process: positive regulation of actin filament polymerization; Rho protein signal transduction; positive regulation of pseudopodium assembly. Gene Ontology annotation, cellular component: cytoplasm; plasma membrane; cytoskeleton.
UCAAACACACACACACACACACACACACACACACACACACACAAGCGCGGUGAGAGACGUGGAAGUACGCACGGCGGACAACAAGCCGCACUUCCACCGCCGAGAACCAAAGAGGACAACCGAGGACCGUCCUGUCCGGCUCGUCCUCUCCCCGCCUUGCUGCGCUCUUGUGCGGGCACAAGUUGUGGACUAAACCCCGUGGGACUUCCGGUUCUUUUUUUCGGAGCACAAGUAACGGCGGAUGGAAGGACAGUGAUGGAGUUUCUCUGACAAACGUGCCCAGAAAGCGAGGUCUUACUCCCCCCACGUCCACCAUGCCGAUCCUCAAGCAGCUGGUCCAGUCCAACCAGUCCAAGCGGCGCUCCAGGGCCGACCUGACGGCGGAGAUGAUCAGCGCGCCGCUGGGGGACUUCCGCCACACCAUGCAUGUGGGCCGCGGCGGCGACGCCUUCGGGGACACGUCCUUCCUCAGCACGCGGUCGGGCGAGGGCCCCGACGGCGACGCCAAGCAGGGCUCGCCGGGCCCCAAGGCGGGACUCCUGGCCCGCACCUUCCGAGGCAGCCGGCGCUCUCAGUCCGUCAACCGCGGCGACAAGUACGAGUACGGCAACGUGGCGCCGGCCAACUUCGUGAAGAACGCCAUAUCCUUGCCGUACCUCAACGAGGAGGGCGGGAGAGGAGGCGUGUCCUCCAACCCCAUGAAGAAGCUGGUGGAGGUGGAGGUUAAACCGGCGAACGGCGCCGCCGCCAUCGCCACCUUCGACGCCGAGCUGGAUGAGCGGAACUUCGGCGACCUGGGCGACUUGCCCCCGUCCGUGCCUAAAGGCGGCGCCUUAAAGCACGCCGAGUCCAUGAUGUCAUUCCACAUCGACCUGGGGCCGUCCAUGCUGGGGGACAUCCUGAGCGUGAUGGAGAAGAAGGACUAUGAGGACGUGGACCUGGGCUUCGAGGAAGGCAAAGGAAGCGAGGGCUCGCCGUCGCACAUCCCGCUCAUCGACGACGAUGCGGCGGAGGAGCAGCGGCCGCCCGCCAGGCCGCCCCGCAUGAUGUACCCCGCGGAGGCGCCCUACACCCCCGAGCUGCACGCCAGGGACGCCCAGCACCUUGACAGCUGCUCCGUGUCCAGCGCCGGCUCGGUCUCGGAGGACAAAACGGCGUACGACCCGAGCAACCACCUGCAACACUACGCCGACACGGACAGCGCCAAGUACAGCUCGCCGCGCGGCGACGAGGACUUCUCCUUCAUGGACGACGAGGACGACGAGAUCAGAGUAUAAGCUAAGGACCCUACUAAUACUCACGAGGCCAUACAGAGUCACGUGGACGUCGCCUACAGCCACGGGUGUUGCGGAAGGACAAAGACGGCAGCACGUGAGUUGGAUCAUUUCUUAUUUGACCGGACGUCGCUUAGAAACGCUCUUAAAGCUACGACGCACUUAAUCACCCGAUCGAUGGUUUACUGAACGUUAGCGGAGACCUUGGGAUGUUUUUUGUACGUUAGAAAAACGCCGAUGAGGCAGUUUUGUGAGAAUCUGAGUGGAGAGGAAGGACGUGGCUUGAGUGACUUUUUGGUAGCGACCUCACCAUCCAAUCACGCCGUCGGCUGACUCAAACCAAUCAGAUGUUUCCCCGCGCUCGUCGUCAGGGGGGUCAAAAGGAUGCCAGAAGACGUCAACUCACUGGUCACAACAUUAGGUACGCCUGCACAAGGCAGCUUUUCCCAGCAUGCAUCAGUCUUUUUAACACAUGAAUAUAAUAUAAUUACAUUUUAAUAAUAAUAAUAAUAGAUUGUAUUUGUAAAAAGCACUUUACAUUGAGCAAACAACCUCAAAGUCUUACAGUGUAUUAAAAAAAAAAAAAAAGAUAAUUACAAAAAUAAAUAAAAACAAAAACUAGAACUAGCACACGUAAAUCUAAAAAAAAAAAAAAGCAUUUUUAAAAGCAU